This is a messenger RNA of Callorhinchus milii (elephant shark), 2712 nucleotides long. RefSeq names its product rhophilin, Rho GTPase binding protein 2 (gene rhpn2). Gene Ontology annotation, molecular function: protein binding. NCBI's taxonomy places the organism in Eukaryota, Metazoa, Chordata, Chondrichthyes, Chimaeriformes, Callorhinchidae. Bases 170 to 2137 code for a protein of 655 amino acids. The transcript is spliced from 15 exons. Gene Ontology annotation, biological process: signal transduction; negative regulation of stress fiber assembly. The record is from RefSeq and is a predicted model, not a curated record.
CUCUCUCACACACACACACUGUCUGGCACUGUCUUACACACACACCCCAAGAGUGGGGCAGCGGUCGGCCAGACCCCGGGAGGAGGGCUUGAGGGGGAGCAGAGCCGGAUCUGGGCUCCCGUGUCCGGGCGGCGCUUUUCGUCCUUUUUACCCGAUUCCCGGCGCCGCGAUGACCGACACCAUCCAACCCGCGGGCCGCAGCGACAGCUACUUCCGAAAGGGCUGUAAUCCGUGCGCUCAGACUGGACGCAGCAAACUCCAGAGUAAACGAGUGACUCUGAACCAGCAAAUCAUCAAAGCCGUGAGGCUGCGAGCGGGUGCCGAGAACCUGCUGCGAGCAACGGACAACGCCAAGGUGCGGGACCUGGCGCUGGUGGAGCUGAGCUACGUCAACUCUGACCUGCAGCUGCUGAAGGAGGAGCUGGAGGGGCUGAACAGCUCCGUUGAAGUUUAUCAGAACCAGGAGGAGAUGCUGACAAUCCCAUUCAUCCCAUUGGGCCUGAAGGAGACUCGGGAGGUGGAUUUCAUGACCCCUUUCAAAGAUUUUAUUCAGGAACAUUACAGUGAGGAGCCAUCUGCAUAUGAAGACAGUAUCCUGGAUGUGAUGGACCUGCGGCAGGCUACCCGCACCCCGAGCAGGGAUGAGGCUGGGGUGCAGCUGCUCAUCUCCUAUUACAAUCAGCUCAACUUACUGGAGAACCGGCUCUUCCCCCCCAGCCGUCACCUGGGCAUCUUCUUCACCUGGUAUGACUGUUUCACUGGCGUGCCCGUGUGCCAGCAGCACGUGGGGCUGGAGAAGGCCAGCAUAUUGUUUAACAUUGCAGCACUGCACACACAACUCGGUGCCCGCAGUGACCGGAGCUCCAUGUCAGGCCUGGACACUGCCAUCCUCGCCUUCCAGCGCGCCGCAGGCGUGCUGAACCACCUGAGGGAGGUGUUCACACAUACGCCGAGCUUUGACUUGAGCCCGGCCAUGCUGCAUAUGCUGUCCCUCCUGCUGUUGGCUCAGGCACAGGAGUGUGGCUUCCAGCGGCAGGUCCUGCCCGGUGUCCCCAAUCAAGUCCCCAGUCUCCUGUUCACAGCACAGGGGGCAGCCAAGGUUGCUGAUGUGUACUCUGUGGUCCUGGUGUCGGUGUCACAACCACCGGUGAGGGAGCACACGCCGCCGGCCUGGCUCUCACUGCUGCACCUCAAACACGAGCAUUACCGGGCCCUCGGCCAUUACUUCCUCGCCCUCGCCCUGCUCGACCACGAGUUGAGCCCUGGUGACGAGGUUGAGGCUGUGGCUCGGGCUGUGGUGAAGUUGCCGGACGAACCACUUGUUAUAAGCGACCAAGAGCAUCGCCAUCGGCUUGGAGAAGCUCACCUGCGGAGGGCGAUUGCUGGGCAGGAGGAGGCUCUGUGGCACGCGGGCCGCUGCCCCAAGCCGGAGAUUGUGCUGGAGAUUCUCCGUGUCGCUCACACCCGCUCGCUUGGAAAAUACACCCAACACCACCACGAGGAUGACUUCGACAUGACCCCAGCCCCCGAAAUCGUCGGUGACGCUGACCAGACGGUGCAAGCCAUCACUCCCCAGUUCUCCAGUAUCCAAGUCACAGAUUUCUUCCACAAACUGGGACCUCUGAGUGUAUUUUCAGCCAAGCAGAAGUGGACAGCUCCUCGGAGAGUACACCUGCGGCAGGAGGCCGGGGACCUGGGCUUCACCCUCCGCGGUGAGGCUCCCGUGCAGGUCACCAGUCUGGACCCUACCUGCACAGCCGCCCUGUCAGGGCUGAGGGAUGGGGAUUUCCUUGUGAGCCUGGCCGGGGGGGACUGUAAGUGGAGCGGUGUGAGCGAGGUGAUGAAGAUAUUGAAGGAAAUGCCUGAGGAAGGACUGGACAUUCAUGUGAUCAGCCCUCAGGGGCCUGAGCUGGGGCAGCCGCCCAACAAGAGUGCCACGUACAGCGGAGCGCUGCCCCACACAUACUCGCUGAGCUGCCUCGCAGCGGACACUGGCAGGGGCAGGAAGGGCAAGAAAGAGGCCAAAAAGCUCUCGUUCCUGAGCUGGGGCAUCAAGAACAGCAAGCAGAGUGCGAGCACCACCAGCCUGCCCACCGGCCCCAACUUCACCAUGCACGAAGGCAGCUCCCUAUACUGAGGGGUUCACCUCCCAUGACGGUAGCAUGUUGUGCGUCAGGCCACAUGAUGGAGACAUGUCCGUGCUGUGGACCCCCGACGCCAUCCUCAGGACAAUGGUCUGAGUCUGACCAGUCAGUGAGUGAGCGGAUUCCCUGCCUGACUCACCCCCACCCACAGAAAGACUGUUUAUGCUCGCAACACACCAAUAAUCAGAGGCAAUGUGACUGUGAAUAUUACUGAGAUUCUGUGACUUUUUUUUUAUAAAGUAACUUUGGUUCAGGGUGUGUUUGUGAGUGUGACGCAGGACGUUGGGUAACAAGGAAGGUUAUUGUACAGUUUAUUCCCGUCUCAGUUGUUAAGCGAGUCGCAGAUGAUUUGGUCACACUGAUUGACAUGUAAAUACUGAUAAGUGCCCAGGACGCCUAGUGCGGCCCCGGCUCCCGGCAGCACCAGACCAGAAACGAGGGUGUCUCAAACGGCUCCUGUUGGUAAAUGAAGGUGUGUAAAAAUAUGAAGCUUGUGUAUGUAUGUCAUCAAGGAAAUGAGAUUGAAAUAAAGUGAAAAUGACUUUGCCAAGGCUGAACUUUACCCCAA